This is a messenger RNA of Truncatella angustata, 1241 nucleotides long. RefSeq lists its product as uncharacterized. The record is from RefSeq and is a predicted model, not a curated record. Bases 137 to 1009 code for a protein of 290 amino acids. The transcript has a single exon. NCBI's taxonomy places the organism in Eukaryota, Fungi, Ascomycota, Sordariomycetes, Amphisphaeriales, Sporocadaceae.
CCAUCGUCUCGGCCCAGUCCGACUUCCCUGCCGGCUUCCCGCAGUGUGGUGUAAGUAAUCGAAACGAAGAAUUUCUCUUACUCACCCUUCAUUAUGCUGACUUAUACUGCUCCUGUAGAUCACAUGUAUCACCAACAUGCUUUCAAAGUCUCAAAGCGAGUUCAACUGCGGUGCUUCGGACUUGCAGUGCCUGUGCGGCAGUGCCAACUUCCUGUACGGAGUUAGAGACUGCGCAGACCAGGCCUGCUCAGAUGCCAACGAUGCCAACACUGUGAAGCAGGUUGGUGUCCAGUACUGCGAAAACGCCGGUGUUGCCGUUUCUGGUAUUUCCGUCACUGGUUCCAUCUCGGCUACAGCUUCGCCCACCACGACAAUCACUGCUACUGAUGCUCCUACGACCGGUGCCUCUACAACAGUUACUGCUAGCGACGCCUCCACCACCGUUACUGCUGGCGCUUCUGAGGGCUCCAGCUCUGCCAUCUCCACUGCCUACACCGAGUCGACUGCCAGCGAUGGCUCUGUCACUUCCGUCCCCGUCUCGACUGUCUACGGUGCUGCUGGCGCUCUCUCCACAGUCUUCUCCGAGUCCACUGAUAGCGCUGGUUCCGUCUCUACCAUCGCCGUUUCUACCGUCACUGGUGCCGCCAGCGCCGUCUCUACCUCUGCUGUUUCCACUGUCUACUCUGAGUCCACCAACAGCGACGGCUCUACCACCUCUGUCGCUGUCUCCACUGUCUUCUCGACCGCUAGCGAGACUGCCAGCGCCUCUGAGGUUGUCAGCUCCGAGACCUUCACCAGCACUGGUACUAACGUCGUCUCCAACGAGAGCACCACCCAGACCCAGACCGAGACCUCCACUGGCACUACCCUCCACACCAGCACUGCCACUGGUUCUCAAACCUCUGGCUCUGCCUCUAGCAGCAGCUCCGCAGGUUUCGCUGCCCAGCAGACUGUUGGCCCCGCUGGUCUCAUCGCUGCCGCCGGAGUCGGUAUGUACAUGAUGAUGUAAGAGCGAGGAUGAGAACGAUCCUGUCAGGAUUGUAUGGAUUGUGCUUUACUACGGAUGUAAUGACGUAAUGGAUCAUGUAAAUAACAGAAGAAAGGGUCAUGGUAGACCAUUAAUGCCGCAUUGUUGAGAUACCCAUCCCCAAGGGGCAAUGGAGUUGGCUUUUGCCGUCUUUUUUAGGUAAUUAAUAACAGAGUACUUGCUCCAACUUCACUCGCUUCUCUUGAUUAACUUG